Owenia fusiformis is the source of this 456-nucleotide messenger RNA. The record is from the annotation of a GenBank genome assembly. Lineage: Eukaryota; Metazoa; Annelida; Polychaeta; Sabellida; Oweniidae.
UUUGUAAUGUUUGUAAUGCGGUUUUCUUGACAGAUAUCAACGAAGCAAUGUGAAGUUUUCUGCUGAUCACAGAGCAUACAAUAAGAAGAUCCUGAGCUUUCUUCAUAACAGACCAGUGGCAUAUGUCAAUCAUAUCAUGGCCAGAAACACUGAAAUCAGUCCUGCCUCGGUGACAAAGAUAGGAUUGAACCAUUACACUGUCAAGAGCAGUGAGGGAAAGGAAGAGUACAGCAUCCAUCUCAAUCCAGUAAGUUGCUCUUGUACAGAUUUUAUGACAUACAAGCUUCCUUGUAAGCAUCUGUGUGCUAUAACUCGUUGUAGUGACAUGUCAUGGGAUAGCCUGGGAGACUUGUUUAACAAUCAUCCAUUGUAUCGGCUAGACAACUGUGUGGUCAAUCAGCAGCUUCAUAGUAAUGAUUCUGAUGAACCAUUUGCUGAUCCUACUGAUCAAGAAAU